Alternaria ventricosa is the source of this 1341-nucleotide messenger RNA. RefSeq lists its product as uncharacterized. The record is from RefSeq and is a predicted model, not a curated record. Gene Ontology annotation, cellular component: nucleolus; small-subunit processome. The transcript has 3 exons. Gene Ontology annotation, molecular function: protein binding. Gene Ontology annotation, biological process: maturation of SSU-rRNA from tricistronic rRNA transcript (SSU-rRNA, 5.8S rRNA, LSU-rRNA). NCBI's taxonomy places the organism in Eukaryota, Fungi, Ascomycota, Dothideomycetes, Pleosporales, Pleosporaceae. Bases 1 to 1341 code for a protein of 446 amino acids.
AUGAAGAUCAAAGCCCUCAGCCGGUCCACGGCGUCCACCCAGGCCCCCGGCUCCAGCGUCGCCAAGGUCACGCGGAACCUCGACCCCAACCUGCAUCCGUUCGAACGUGCGCGAGAAUACACCCGAGCCCUCAAUGCGACAAAAGUCGAGCGCAUGUUUGCGCAGCCCUUCCUCGGCGAUUUCGAGCCUGGCCACGUAGACGGUGUAUACUCCUUCGCCAAGGACCCCAACUCCCUCGAGCACUUCGCCAGUGGCAGUGGCGACGGUAUCGUCAAGGUCUGGGACUUUACCAGCAGGGAGGAGAAGUGGCAGGCGCAGGCGCAUGAGAACCUCGUCAAGGGCAUGUGCUGGACGCGAGACAAGAAACUCAUAACCUGUGGAUCAGACCGCCAGAUUCAACUGUUCGAGCCGUAUGCGCAAGCCUCGAAAUCGGCGCCCAAAGCAACAUGGCACGGCAACUCAGCCUUCACCUCUGUCUCGCACCAUCGCUCGCUGCCGACCUUUGCUGCUGGAUCCAGCUCCAUCUCUAUAUACGAUACAUCAAGGACGUCAGGGGCUCCCGUUUCCAACCUCGUGUGGCCAUCGGCCAUUGACACAAUCACGGACGUCAAAUUCAACCAGGUCGAAACCUCGAUACUUGCAUCAUGUGCGACCGACCGCGCUAUCAUCCUCUACGACGCUCGCACCAACUCACCCCUACACCGCACUGUGCUCAACUUCCCCGCGAACUGCAUCUCCUGGAAUCCCAUGGAAGCCUACAACUUCGCCGUUGCUUCGGAAGACCACAAUGGAUACAUAUUCGACAUGCGCAAUAUGAAGCGUGCGCUGCAAGUCUUGAAAGGACACGUUGCCGCAGUCAUGUCCAUUGAGUUCUCUCCGACAGGAGAAGAGCUCAUCACCGGUUCCUACGACCGAUCCAUAAGAAUCUGGGAGCGAUCAAAGGGUCACGCUCGGGACGUCUACCACACCAAGCGAAUGCAGCGCGUCUUCUCCGUCGCAUGGAGUCCCGACAACAACUACGUACUCAGCGGAUCCGACGAUGGCAAUGUCCGCCUAUGGAGAGCCAGAGCAUCUGAGAGGCAGGGCGUCAAGUCGUUCGCACUGAAACAGAAGCUGGAGUAUGACGCAGCGCUCAAGGAGCGAUACAAGCAUAUGCCAGAGAUCAAGCGCAUCGAGAAACACAGGCAUCUGCCCAAGACUGUCAAGAAGGCGGGUGAGAUCAAGAACGAGGAGCUCAAGGCUGUCAAGAGGAAGGAAGAGAACGAGAGGAGGCACACUAAGAAGGGCACAGUCCGGAGAAAGGCAGAACGUGAGAAGAUGAUCUUGGCGAGAGAGCAAUGA